Ostrea edulis (European flat oyster) is the source of this 605-nucleotide messenger RNA. RefSeq names its product N-lysine methyltransferase KMT5A-A-like. The coding region runs from base 18 to 572 and encodes 184 amino acids. The record is from RefSeq and is a predicted model, not a curated record. Gene Ontology annotation, molecular function: protein binding. NCBI's taxonomy places the organism in Eukaryota, Metazoa, Mollusca, Bivalvia, Ostreida, Ostreidae. The transcript is spliced from 5 exons.
GAUUAUCUGAUUUGAUCAUGGCAGCAUAUUCAAGAGGAAAGAUUGCAUUGAAAAGGAGUUUGCAAGCAAGAAUGCAAUGCCUAAAGAAACAACGAAUAAGCCCGAAAGCAGAGGCAGAAUUUAUGUGCCGUUCAGGACUAGAUAGCGAUCUGUUGAAAGUGAAAUACAUCAACAGAAGAAUUGGGUAUGGCGUUUUUGCUAGUGAAAACUUCUCUAAGGGCAGUUUUUUAACUGAAUAUGUUGGGGAAAGAAUUGCUCCUAAAGAAGCAGAGGAGAGGGAUAGGAAGCGGAAAAUUAAACACUGUUACCUCUUCUACUACAAGUGGAAUGGUCUUAGAUGUGUUGACGCAACAGGUACAGACAGAAUUGGGAAAUAUAUAAACGAUGCUAAAAAUGGUGACCCACUAAACAAUUGUGUUAUGAAGCUUUUGACGGUGGAAAACAACCCUCGACUCUGUCUAUUUGCUAAUCGAAAUAUAGAAAGGGGAGAAGAGUUGAGAUACGACUAUGGGGAAACUAACCUACCUUGGAGACAAGUAUGUGACAAAUUAUUCAUAUCAAUUGUGUUUUGAAAUAUCACCUGGAUUUCAGGAAUAUAUAUAGUG